Molecule: messenger RNA, 1206 nt
Organism: Castor canadensis (American beaver)
Lineage: Eukaryota; Metazoa; Chordata; Mammalia; Rodentia; Castoridae
Source: RefSeq, a predicted model, not a curated record
UCGCCAUCUGUCACCGUAGCUUCCGCACCACCGGCCGGUCACCCUUGCCCUGCGUGUCUCCGCGGCGGAGCCUGCUUCUCGCCCUGCCACCUCUCCGCUCCGUUCUUGUCCCUUCCUUCUUUGCCUAAUGGAUCUGGUCGGAGUGGCAUCACCUGAGCCCGGGCCGGCAGCGGCCUGGGGACCCAACAAGUGUCCAUGGGCUACCCCUCAAAACACAAUAUCAUGUUCUUUGGCUGAUGUGAUGAGUGAACAGUUGGCGAAAGAAUUGCAGUUAGAAGAAGAAGCUGCCGCUUUUCCUGAAGUUGUUGUUGCUGAAGGACCAUUUUCUGGAGAAAACAUUGACACUUCCAGUGACCUAAUGCUGGCUCAGAUGCUACAGAUGGAAUUUGACAGAGAAUAUGAUGCACAGCUUAGGCGUGAAGAGAAAAAAUUCAAUGGCGAUAGCAAAGUUUCCAUUUCUUUUGAAAAUUAUCGAAAAGUGCAUCCUUUUGAAGACAGUGAUAGCUCUGAAGAUGAGGUUGACUGGCAGGAUACUCGGGAUGAUCCCUAUAGACCAGCAAAACCAGUCCCUACUCCCAAAAAGGGUUUUAUUGGAAAAGGAAAAGACAUCACUACCAAACAUGAUGAAGUGGUAUGUGGGAGAAAGAAUACAGCAAGAAUGGAAAAUUUUGCACCUGGGUUUCAGGUAGGAGAUGGGAUUGGAAUGGAUUUAAAACUAUCAAACCAUGUUUUCAAUGCUUUAAAACAACAUGCCUACUCAGAAGAACGUCGAAGUGCCCGCCUCCAUGAAAAGAAAGAACAUUCUACUGCGGAAAAGCAGUUGAUCCUUAAGACACGUUUACUUAUGUAUAAGAUGGUCAACUCUGGACUGUUGGAGACAAUCACUGGCUGUAUUAGCACAGGAAAGGAGUCUGUUGUCUUUUUCACGCAUAUGGAGGGAGGUAAAUGAGCAAACAUGUUCCCAUUAUGUGAACAAAAAACUUAGUCUCUUCUCCAGGAUUUGAUGGAUUUACUCAGAAUCAAAGUUAACACCGCAUGGCAAGUAGAGUGAUUAAAAAAGUAGUAUUGUAGAAAGGAGUCAGAUGCCCAACAGCUCUUUUCUCCUAAGUAACCACUAGUGACAGUUUUAAAUUAAUCCUCUAGAAAUGUGCAUGCCUUUAUCCUUUACUUAAAAAAGAGAUUGUAUUCUGCAUUUGAGAUUGUAUU